AUGAGUUUACAAAAUGAUCCAAACUGUGUUCAGGAAUUGAUAGAGAAGCUAGAGGAAGCAACAACUUUUAAGAAAAGAGGAAAGGCCACCAAAAGGGUUUUGGACAUUCUAGAUAGUGAACAGAAGUUGAUCAGUUGGAAAUUUAACGAAUGGGAUUAUGCCAAAGACAAAAUAAAGCUACCAUCGAAUGCCAGAGGCUUGUUUACACUCCUUGAUGAACCAAAGAUAGCGGUCAGAGGUUACGACAAGUUUUUCAACAUCAACGAAGUGUAUUCGACGAGGUGGGAAUGGUUAGAACAGAAUACAACUGGUCCUUAUAUUGUUACAGCAAAAGAAAAUGGCUGUAUUAUUUUAAUCUCAGGCCUUGAAGAUGGAACCAUUGUUGUGUGCAGCAAACACUCUACAGGAAACAGGGAAGAUACUACAAAAAAUCAUGCUAUAGCCGGUCAACUGUUUUUGGAAGAACAAUUGAAGCAGUUAAAUUUAACAACAAAAGAUUUAGCACUGAAGCUUUACGAAUUAAAUUUAACAGCGGUUGCAGAAUUUUGUGAUGACGGUUUUGAGGAACAUAUAAUCGAAUACAAAGGUAGGGAUGCAGGUCUUUAUCUUCAUGGUCUUAAUUUGAACAAGCCAAUUUUUGAAACUUACUCAAUUGAAAAAGUUGAAAAUUUUGCUGAUAGUUGGGGUUUCAAAAAAAUCGAUUAUUUCAUUGAAAAAAAUAUUGGUGACCUCAAAUUGAAGCUUGAUGAUUAUUCAAAAAGUGGUUCUUACAAUGGCAAAGAGAUUGAAGGGUUUGUGAUAAGGUGCAAGAAGGCAGAAGAUAGUAGUGAUUAUUUUUUCAAGUUCAAGUUUGAAGAGCCUUACUUAAUGUAUAGACAAUGGAGGGAGGUUACAAAAGAGUACAUUACUCAUAAACAAAGAUCUAGUAUCAAGUUUACCAAGCAUAAGUUCAUUACAAACAAAUAUUUGGAUUUUGUUAUCCCUUUGUUGGAAGAAGAACCUACAGUUGCAAAAGAUUAUAUCUCUGGUUUUGGUAUCAUAAGUUUGAGAAACAGAUUCCUACAGCAUUAUGGAAAAUCAGGACCUGAAAUUUUGAAUCAAGAGCUUCUGGAAGAGCUAGAAGUUUUGAAUUCUUUGGAUGCUUUGAAAAUUGAUGAAAAAACCAAAUUCGUUAUCAUUCCAGUUGCUACGAUUGGUUGUGGUAAAACAACAACAGCUCAAACACUUGUUAAUCUAUUUAAAAACUCUUGGGGUAUUAUCUCAAAUGAUGACAUCCCAAAUGGGAAAUCUGCUAAGGUUGUCUUUGUUAAAAAAGCUCUGGAGAUUUUAUCCACAAAAAAAGUUGUGGUACUCGAUAGAAAUAAUCAUCAAUAUAGAGAAAGACAGCAAAUAUUUGAUGAUUUUGCUGCCUUUAGAGAUGACUAUUUUCCUCAUGAUACAAACGUUCAAUUCAUUUGCUUGAACUUCAUUCCUGAAGACUCUAAUGAUAAAGAGCUUUGGGACACUACUGUCCAAAGAGUGUUUGAAAGAGGUGAUAACCACCAAUCUAUCAAGGCCUCCAGUGAAUCUGCGAAAGUGAAAGGAAUUAUGUCAGGUUUUAUUAAGAGAUUUCAACCAGUUAUAACUGAGAAAGAACCCGACUCAAAAUUCCAUCAAGUUAUAGAUUUGAACCCCAGUGGUCAAAAUUCUUCUUUGACUAAUGCUGAAAAAGUUUUGAGUGAACUUAACCAAAAGUAUCCUAUUCUGGUUACAAAAGUUCCUUCUGUUGAAGAAGUACAAAUUGCUUUCACAUCUGCUCUUGAAUACAAACCUAAUUACAAUAAAGUUAUGAAAAAAUUUGGGAGGCAAUCCAACUCACAGAAUCAUGAAAAAACAAAGUCAAAAGAAAAACAAAGAAAGCCAGUUUUCUUUAGCAUUGAUAUUCCACAAAGACAGAGAAUAAUCUCAGGAAUUGAUGAAUUGAUUCAAAAAAAGGCCCCAUUUCUCAAUAUAGAAAAUAGUUCUUGGUGUUACUUGAAGGAGAAUAAUAGAAUCCAAGGUGAGUUCCAUAUCACCUUAGUGCAUGUCAAUCAAGGAAAAAGAGGCAAUGAACAUGAUAGAAAUGUCUGGGCGAACUACCUUACUAUGUAUGAGAGUUUAGGAUCAAAAUUUGAGUCUGAGGUUUUCGCAGAUAUUUCUUUGAAGAAGUUAAUCUGGAAUAAGAAGAUUGUGACUAUACUGGUGAAUGUUUUACAAAUUUAUCAUAAGGACAAAAUUCUUUCUGGUCUAGGUGUUGCAAAUAAACAUCCUCAUAUCACAGUGGGUUUGGUAUCUAAUGAAGUGAAACCAGUAUAUUCAAACACUCUUGCAGAAGAAGCUAGUUUUGAAACGGGAGAAGGGUUGUUUGAUAACAAUUUGAAUGUAUUACAUUGGGAAGAUGAGUUUGUUCUAAAAAAAUUGCCCUUAAAAGUCAAGUUUUAA
This is a messenger RNA of Hansenula anomala, 2460 nucleotides long. It is a transcript of the gene TRL1, whose product is annotated as tRNA ligase. The coding region runs from base 1 to 2460 and encodes 819 amino acids. Gene Ontology annotation, biological process: tRNA splicing, via endonucleolytic cleavage and ligation. NCBI's taxonomy places the organism in Eukaryota, Fungi, Ascomycota, Saccharomycetes, Phaffomycetales, Wickerhamomycetaceae. The record is from RefSeq and is a predicted model, not a curated record. Gene Ontology annotation, cellular component: nuclear inner membrane. The transcript is spliced from 2 exons. Gene Ontology annotation, molecular function: ATP binding; RNA ligase (ATP) activity; GTP-dependent polyribonucleotide 5'-hydroxyl-kinase activity.